GGACCACUGCUCAACCGAAAACAUCGGUGAACCACUAGCUCAUCAGCUCUGAGCAAGUUGCAUGAAAUUUCUGACUCGCUAUCCUUCUUACGUAGCUAAUGAUUGGUUCUCCAGUGCGUUCAAGUCGGUCAACUUGCCACGCCCUCAUCUUCUGACACGCUGAGUCCUCUACGCUUAGAUACCGAUACUAGAAACAAUGGCGCAGAUAGCGCUCAUGAUAUCAUCUAUACCCACCAGUCAUGGUAUCCGACAAGAGAGUUCAACUAUAAAUAAUGGUCAACAAUUGGCCUUUUUAGUUUCCAAACAGUGGAUUCCCGGUUUGCCGUACAGAAGUUGUUUCCCGAGCUGAGAUCUCCUUUCUAUCAGACUUAGUAUCUCGACUACAGAAGAAUGCCGAGCUCGAUCCAUCCGAGACGGGGCGAUAGUGUGAAUCACACUUCCUCCAGAAAUGUAUCGACCAUGUCGACCACUCCGAUAAUGCAAGGCCUAGCAGGUCGCAUACGGGGCCAGCCUGGAGGGAACACGGCCCCCAUCGUCCGUUCAGAGAAGGGACAGUUGCCUAUGUUACACGUACCCCAUACAUUCCAAAAUAACUUCGUGGCCGUUGUGGGAGAGUUUGUCGGAACCUUCAUGUUCCUCUUCUUCGCAUUUGCUGGUGGCCAGGUAUCCAAUACCCCCAAGCCGGCUGAAGGAGCGCCACCAAAUACCGCGAACCUCCUGUAUCUCUCGCUGACUUUCGGAUUCUCUCUCCUUGUCAAUGUUUGGACGUUUUACCGUGUGACGGGUGGCUUAUUCAAUCCAGUGGUCACUUUAGCCCUCUGUCUCUGUGGAGGCAUGCAUCCUGUUCGCGGUGUACUAGUCUUUGCUUCUCAAAUCGUGGCGGGGAUUGCAUCAGCGGGUGUGGUCAGUUGUCUAUUCCCAGGACCUCUAAACGUCCAGACCAGGCUGGGCGGUGGCACUUCAAUCUCCCAAGGCCUGUUCAUUGAAAUGUUCCUGACGGCAAACCUGGUAUUUGUCGUGAUCAUGUUGGCUGUAGUUAAGCAAAAGUCAACAUUUCUUGCGCCUGUUGGAAUUGGCCUGGUCCUGUUUGUGAACCAACUAGUCGGGACCUACUAUACCGGUUGUGCCCUCAACCCGGCCCGUGCCCUUGGCCCUGACGUGAUCAACCGCAGCUUCCCAGGAUAUCACUGGAUCUACUGGGUAGGACCGUUGCUGGGGUCCCUCCUUGCGUGUGGAUUCUAUGGCUUUCUCAGCAUGUUUCAUUAUGAAACUGUUAAUCCAAGCCAGGAUUUCAAUCAGUGGGAGGCCGCUGCGGGCCCCGGCCCGUGGCACGAAGUGAUAAACUGGCACGUUGAUGGGCCAAACCCUUCGCACUUACCAAGCGAUCAGUCAACCCACCAUCCAACUAGUGCGGCGAAUACUGACAGCAACAGUGGACCAUCUGAUAAGGAAUAUGGUAAUGAGCAGGUGUAAAGUGGUGUCAGCGGGAGCUCAAAUCACUACAGCAUCCAAUAGAUGGCCUGGCGGACCUCCUGUGCACCUAGAUUCCUCCACGAAAUGAGGUUGAGACGCUUAUUAUAU
Molecule: messenger RNA, 1581 nt
Organism: Aspergillus pseudotamarii
Lineage: Eukaryota; Fungi; Ascomycota; Eurotiomycetes; Eurotiales; Aspergillaceae
Product: aquaporin-like protein
Exons: 3
Coding region: 391-1473 (360 amino acids)
Biological process (GO): transmembrane transport
Cellular component (GO): plasma membrane
Molecular function (GO): water channel activity
Source: RefSeq, a predicted model, not a curated record